AUGGGACUAUCAGGCGAUGAACCGCUUCGUCGCAUUGUCACCACGCAUCAGGACUCCAGAUCUGCGAUUCUGUUCGAUAACCACCUCGAGCCAACCGAGGGCUUUGCUGCAAAGGCUGCUACUAUCUGGAUGACCAGGCAGUAUCCAGCCGAGCUAACGAGCCUCGAUGCAAGUACCGAUCCCCGCAGUCGGCAGAUGUACAGCAGGGGCUCUCUGAUCCGCGUAGUGGACUUCCCCCCACACUCAGUCGGUCACAACCACCGCACCCAGUCUCUGGACUAUGCCAUCAUUAUGGAUGGGGAGAUGGAGAUGCAGCUGGAUGAUGGAUCUAGGACCAAGGUCCAGGCUGGAGACGUUGUCGUACAGCAGGCGACUAUGCAUCAGUGGCACAAUGUCACAGAUCGAGUCGCUCGUGUGAUCUUCGUCCUGCUACCUUCCGAGCCGUUUGUUGUAGGCGAGGCCCUCCGCGACAAAGGCAUUCCAGGGGCAUUCCAGGUUCUCCACUAG
Aspergillus steynii IBT 23096 is the source of this 507-nucleotide messenger RNA. RefSeq names its product cupin domain-containing protein. The coding region runs from base 1 to 507 and encodes 168 amino acids. The record is from RefSeq and is a predicted model, not a curated record. The transcript has 2 exons. NCBI's taxonomy places the organism in Eukaryota, Fungi, Ascomycota, Eurotiomycetes, Eurotiales, Aspergillaceae.